GAACCAGCUUCGGCUCGGCUCUCUAGCUCCGGCUCCCGCUCCGCGGAGACCGCAGGCAGAGAGGUGAGCUCAGCCCUGCUCCGCGCGGGGCCCGACCCCCCACUCCGCCUUCUCCCGGGUUCCGGGGAACCCCACCCCCGCCCGCAUCCCCAGCACGGCCACGUCCAGCCCCGGACGGGACGGCGGCGCCCAAGCCUCGGCGUUGCCUCGGGCUUUAGGAGAGAUCCAUGAUGCCAAACUGUGACCGUUCCUGCGGCUGUAGCCGCGGCCCCAACGUGGAAGACGGCAAAUGGUAUGGGGUCCGCUCCUAUCUGCACCUUUUCUAUGAAGACUGUGCGGGUAUGGCCCUCAGCGAUGACCCUGAGGGGACUCCUGUCCUGUGUCCCCGCCGACCCUGGCCCUCACUGUGCUGGAAGAUCAGCCUGUCUACGGGGACCCUUCUUCUGUUGCUGGGUGUGGCGGCCCUGACCACUGGCUACGCAGUGCCCCCCAAGCUGGAGGGCAUCGGAGAGGGGGAAUUCCUGGUGCUGGAUCAGCGGGCAGCCGAUUACAACCAGGCCCUGGGCACCUGCCGUUUGGCAGGCACGGUACUCUGCGUGGCGGCUGGGAUCCUUCUGGCCAUUUGCCUGGUUUGGGCUGUGGCCGGCUGGCUGAGCCAGGACACCAAGGCAGAACCCUUGGACGCCGAAGCUGAUGGCCACGUGGAGAUCUUCGGGGACGAGCCAGAGCAACAGCUGUCCCCCAUCUUCCGUGAUGCCAAUGGCCAGUCUUGGUUUUCACCACCUGCCAGCCCCUUUGGGCAAUCCUCUGUGCAGACCAUCCAGCCCAAGAGGGACUCUUGAGCUGCCCACAAGGCUAGAGGGGCAGCCAGACCUGGGGUCUGGACCAUUCCUCUGUCCCAUCACACCCUGCCCUCCAACUGUGUCCCUAACUUCUCCCUGAGAAGCAGGUCCCUUUCACCUAUGCCCCCAUAAGAUCCAGCUCCAGGUCAGAGAGGCUGGAGCUCAGAUCCCAAUGCCCCUUCCCAGGGAUUGGGCCCCAACUCAUCCAAGAUGCCAACUUUCCCCAAGUCCUCCCCAAACUUCCCUCCUUUUCAAGGCCCUUCAGGAGUAGAAAACAUCCCCCUCAAUCUAUCCUUACUCUACUCCGACCUUGGGCAAACCCCUUACCCUUGCAGACCAUCAGUUCCUAUCUAUGUACUAUGAGGGGAUUGGCUCAGAUUCUGGAGUUCCAUGACUUUCCUAUUCUACCCAGAUAAAAGCAUUACUCUCCAUAGGCAAUGUUGGGGGGAAAGGUGGUAGGGUCAUCCUCUUUCCCUAAACCCUUCAUCUGUCAGCUGCCCCAGGACGCCUGAGGAUGGGUCAAAACCCCCCACUUGGACUUCUCCAGGAUGGUGCGAACACAGUCACCUCCUUCAGAACGUUUUCUACGUCCAUUUUGGCAUCAGAGCCCCUCAGUACCCCCCCCCCAAAUCGUGGGCUAUUAUUAGUCCCAGUUUACAGAUGAGGUGACUGGGGGAGGCUGGCAGUCUGCAGGAAUUAGGACCCACAUCUUCAGCCUCCUCCUGGGCCAGCUCUUGUUCUACACAUAUGGCACAGGGGGCCUGCUGGACACCUUCCUGGCUUCCAGGGGGCCUCAAGGGUUGGGGGACAGUUUGGGCCCAGAGGGCCUGGCUGCAGGCUUGAUGGUCCCUGGUGGCUCAGAAGAUGAUUUGGACAUGCGUUUAAAUGGUUUAUAAGAGCCAGGGGUCAGGAGAACUGGGAUGUCUUUGCCGCUGAAAAUCCACUCAUCUAGAAACCGUCACCCACAGGUUACCCACAGGUCCUGACCUCACCCUGUAACAAAUGUGCCCUGCUGGGCCCCCAGCAAGCACCUCCAUCCUGAAGCCUCCCUGGCCAGACGCAUCAUCUCCAUUCUCACCACUAGAGGGAGCUCCAAGACAGCCGGAGAGAGGCGCCGAUGGCCUCCGCCCCAUACCCCGCCCCCCUCGGUCACACCUCCAGCCUGGAGGGGGUCUCCCGGGAGGGUCCUCCGUUCUCCCCCACCCGGCCGGCACUACUGCCCUUGUGCCCCACGCCCCUUCCCCAUCCUGCCCACCCCUUCCGUCUUGCCUUCCCUUUCAAUAAACAGCUGGGAUGGA
Acinonyx jubatus (cheetah) is the source of this 2140-nucleotide messenger RNA. RefSeq names its product neurensin 2 (gene NRSN2). The transcript is spliced from 3 exons. Gene Ontology annotation, cellular component: neuron projection; neuronal cell body; transport vesicle. Gene Ontology annotation, biological process: nervous system development. The record is from RefSeq and is a predicted model, not a curated record. The coding region runs from base 228 to 842 and encodes 204 amino acids. Lineage: Eukaryota; Metazoa; Chordata; Mammalia; Carnivora; Felidae.